Molecule: messenger RNA, 3489 nt
Organism: Lucilia sericata (common green bottle fly)
Lineage: Eukaryota; Metazoa; Arthropoda; Insecta; Diptera; Calliphoridae
Gene: mnd
Product: Y+L amino acid transporter 2
Exons: 4
Coding region: 972-2489 (505 amino acids)
Biological process (GO): amino acid transmembrane transport
Cellular component (GO): membrane
Molecular function (GO): L-amino acid transmembrane transporter activity
Source: RefSeq, a predicted model, not a curated record
UUGAAUUAGUUUGAUAUUAGCAAGCAACAUGAACGGUUGUUAGUAGAUGAUAGCUCGUUAAAUAGAGUCGAGAGUGCACUUUUGUUCAGCGACAAAGAAGGAAGGAAAAAAAUAGUUUGUUAAAUCAAUGGAGUAAUGAUUUAGUUGAUUUUAUUUUUAAUUCAUUACAUUUGUUUUAUACACGAUUUUAUUCUUCGAAUAUUUAGGUUUAAUUACAUUUUGUUGAAAUAUUAACUGCUUACGUUUUGAAAACAAUUUAUAAAUUCUACUUUAUUUAAAUUUAACACGUGUUACCUUUUGACUGCAAAAACAACAACAACCACAAGUAACUAAAACUUGAAUAAAUAUUAUUUUCAUGGCAAAAAAGCCAGAUAAAACAAAACUUCAGACACAACAAUAAAAACUAAUAAAAAAGAACUAAAAAACAAAAGGAAAGAGAAACAUGUGGUUUUUAUAAGUUAAAACCAAGUUUGUGUAAAAGAAAUAAUUUUCUUUUUAUGUGUUAAAUAUAAUAAUACACGCUUUACAAUUUCGGUUUAAUAGGAAAAAGUAAAAACGGUGAAAAUACAAGCGGCCUUUUGAAGUUGAAAACGUCCAUUGAAGUUUUAAACGUAAACGUGUAAUACGAGUCGGUAAUAAUUUCACUCAUAAUUAAACGCUCUCACUCCGUUCGUACGUUCGAUUGUUUUGUGUGAUUGAAAAAAGAGAAAAGCUGAUGUAAUUCCACAACAUAUUUACGACAAACCAACAAACAAACCUCAAAUCGUAAGAAACGCAAAAACGUAGAAGAAGAAGAAGAAGUAAAACAACCCGCCAAAUCAUACAACUUCCUUUUUUGUUUGUUAAAAACACACAUUCAAACACAAACACCAAAUCCAACCAAUCUACCAACCACAUUCUCGCACAUCCAUACACACGUCUUUUUCUUUACCAAAAUUUCUUUCUCUAAUUGGACUUUUUAAAUUUAAAUUAUGGCUCGCAUUCAGGCCGGUGAUAAUUUAGUACCGAGGCAAGUGUUUGAAAUGCCCAGUACUACUGCUGCUGCAGACAACAGUAAAGAUGUGCAAAACUGUGAUAGUUCCAGCCAGGGUUCUGGCGUUAAACUUAAGAAACGUAUUGGCCUUUUAGAUGGUGUAGCCAUUAUAGUUGGUGUUAUUGUUGGUGCGGGUAUUUUUGUCAGUCCCAAAGGUGUUUUAAAAUAUUCCGGCUCAAUUGGUCAAUCGCUUAUAGUAUGGGUUCUCUGCGGCAUACUAAGUAUGGUGGGAGCAUUAUGUUACGCUGAAUUGGGUACCAUGAUACCCAAAUCUGGUGGGGAUUAUGCAUAUAUAGGAACAGCAUUUGGUCCACUGCCAGCCUUUUUAUAUCUUUGGGUAGCCUUAUUAAUAUUAGUACCUACUGGUAAUGCAAUUACAGCAUUGACAUUUGCUCAAUAUCUUUUACAACCAUUUUGGCCAUCCUGUGAGGCGCCUGCCGAAGCAAUACAGCUGCUGGCGGCUGUUAUAACAUGUAUUCUGACCGUUAUUAAUUGCUACAAUGUUAAAUGGGUGACAAGAGUUACCGAUAUUUUCACUGGCACCAAGGUAUUUGCUUUAUUGGUGAUUGUAGCGGCUGGAGCUUGGUAUUUAUUUGCGGGUAAUACCGAGAACUGGAAUGAACCUAUGAAGGGGACACUCACACAACCCGGCUUAAUAGCUUUGGCUUUUUAUAAUGGUCUAUUUUCGUACUCCGGUUGGAAUUAUUUGAAUUUCGUAACAGAAGAACUAAAGGAUCCUUAUAAGAAUUUACCAAAAGCCAUUUGUAUAUCCAUGCCUGUUGUUACCAUCAUUUAUGUAGUGGCUAACAUUGCCUAUUUCUCUGUGCUAACUCCUGAAGAAAUGUUGUCCUCCAAUGCCGUGGCGGUUACAUUUGGCGAUAGAAUGUUGGGUUUUAUGGCCUGGUUGAUGCCAUUCUUUGUGGCCUGUUCAACUUUUGGUUCAUUGAAUGGUGCAAUUUUUGCCUCAUCACGUCUGUUCUUUGUUGGUGCUCGCAAUGGUCAUUUACCCGCAGCUAUUUCCUUGAUCAAUGUCAAUUGUUUAACACCUGUGCCUUCACUUAUAUUUCUGUGUGUUCUAACCUUAAUUCUAUUGUUCAUAAAAGACGUUUAUGCUCUCAUCAACUAUGUAAGCUAUGUGGAAGCUCUAUUCACUUUAAUUUCUGUUUCCGGUUUAUUGUGGCUACGUUACAAACAACCCAAAACCGAAAGACCCAUACGUGUCAAUCUAGCUUUACCGAUUGUCUUCUUAAUCAUCUGCCUCUUCCUUGUGAUCUCAUCGUUCUUCCAAUCACCACUUGAAGUAGGUAUCGGCACUGCUAUUAUUUUAUCUGGCAUUCCUGUCUACUACAUGACAAUACAUCGACCGGUUGAAUGGCUCACGAAUAUGUCACAAGCCAUUAAUAUGUGGUGUUCAAAAUUCUUUAUUUGUAUGCCAAAUCAAGAAAAAUUUGAUUAAGUUUAUUUUUUGUAAUGCUUUAGAGAUUAAAUUAUUAUUAGUAAUGAAAACAUAAAAGACUAAUUCAAAUUAAUAUACAGCAUUCUAGAUUGUGUUGUAUGUUUAAAAUGUUGAAAUGUAUACAUUUAUGUACAAUGUAUUCGAUACGUAGUUAUUUACUGUAAAAUACAUAAUGAUACUGAAGAGAAAUUAUUAGAAAUUGCGUGCCUUUUGCCUCGCAACAAAAAAAAAAAAAAAACAAACAAAUCAUUUUUCAUACAGACAGUGUUGGGUAAAAGAAAUUGCAAAUUAAAUUAUUAAAAUAACAAAAUUUUAAAACUAAGUCAAUUCUAUUGCAAUCAAUAAUGGUACAAUUAUAUUUGUUUACAUAAAUUUUUUCCAAAUAUACUCAUUUUGUUGUAAUAAAUCUUCCUUAAAAGAUCACCUUUGCUUUUGUUUUACACAACACUGUAAAAAUGUAUGAGCACAUGUCGUAUAUCAUAGAAAAUAAGAUUUAAUUAUUUGGUUUAUACGAAAAUAUUCUAGUAUGAGUUCAUUACAUAUUAUUUUAAAUAUUUUGUAAUUAUUCUUGCAUUACAAUUUGUUAUUGUUUUUCUUUUUUUGGAAAACUUUAAACUUAUGUUGCACAAAAAGACAUUUUUUUUUAUUGUAGAUUAAAAUUUAUACUAAAAAACUAUAAUUUAUGUAUAGUGGCUAGCAAAAGUGUAAUAUGUUUUAUACUUUAUAGGAAUAAUAAAAAAUAUCGCAAAAGAAAAUGCAAAAAUAUAUGCAGUUUUUUGCUCGUCACUUUACUAAAUGCCUUUAUAUCUAUUUGCAUAUUAUUAAAUAUUUGUACUAAAAAUUAUGUAAUUUAUUUUUAAUACUUAAGCAUAAGUACAUACAUAUAUUAUGUAAAAUUCUAUUAAAAAUAAUAUGUAUUCUAAAAGAAUUAAGUUGUACAACUCGAAAUAAAAUUUAUUUGAAGGAAUUAUACACAUAUUUCUACAUCAAAUGAAAAAAA